AUGGCUGAAAACAAGUCUUAUACCAUCGUAGAGUAUUUCGGAGGUGAUAGCGGCUACCAAUGUGGCUACUGCAAAAAUUCAGUCGGGAACUUUUCUUAUGGGAUGUGGUCACACACAAUGACUGUGCAGGAUUAUCAAGAUCUUAUAGACAGAGGAUGGAGAAGAAGUGGAAAAUAUGUCUACAAGCCCAUAUUGAACAAGACUUGUUGUCCACAAUAUACUAUUAGAUGUCAUACACUUAAGUUUCAGCCUUCCAAAUCCCAUAAAAAAAUCGUUAAAAAGAUGAACAAGUUUCUUUCAAAAGGAGACUUGCCGAAAGGAGAAGGUGAAGAGGGCGAGUCAAUGAUGUGCGAUGCAGCCGCUCAACGGGAGCCCAGUAGCUCGUGUCCGUCUGAAGCCAAGUGCCCAUCGGUGUCGCAGAUCCACCAAGAGGACUGCCCCAACACCGCUCCAGAGCCAGAGCAGCAGAACACACCCACUGAAGCUUCUCCCAAUGAUACGUCUGUGCCCCCUUCAUCCUCUGGCCCCAAACCAGAUAUAUCUGGACCCGCUCUGCACCUCAUCAUUGUCUGCAUUGCACAGCAGGCCGACAUAAUGCCUCUCUCCUGGACAGUUUACACCCAGGACACCUCUCACUUUGAGCGAGAGCCGGGGGACGCACGCAGGAGAAAGUUGUCAUGCUUUUAUGAAGUGCUAACGACAGCAGAGGAGAGCACAGGAACUACUCGAACGGGAGCGGAUCCGAACAGGCCGCAAUGUCGUAAGGCCAAAAACAUCCGGAAUGAGCGCAGACUUCAAAAGGAGCAGAAAAGGCAGAGUGCAGACGGAAUUGCACCCACAACCAAGCCUCCCCCUUCAGCCUCCAACCAAAGCAACCAGCCUAAAAGCCUUGAGGACUUGGUGGCCGAGUCCCUGUUGGAUUGCACCGCUCAUGGCCUCGAGGUGAGGCUAGUGCGCUCCAAUCCCCCCUGCCCGCAGUUCAAAGGCUCUUUCGACGCCUCCUACCAGGUGUACAAACUCUACCAGAUGGCCAUUCACAAGGACCCUCCUGAAAAACCCUCCGAGAGCCAGGUGAGGCUAGUGCCGGUGAACUUUGACGACCCCCAGUUCAGUGCGUCGUAUGAGCAGUCCACGGCUCUGUACGCGCGCUACCAGACGACCAUUCACAACGAUGAUGAGUGUAAUGAGAGCGAGUUCCGGAGAUUUCUAUGUGAUUCGCCACUCGAGGCUGAACAUUCGGACGAUGGGCCAGAGGUGGGCUAUGGCUCCUUCCAUCAGCAGUACUGGCUGGAUGGGCGAAUAGUUGCAGUGGGAGUUAUAGACAUCCUGCCCUCCUGUGUGUCUUCCGUGUACCUGUACUACGACCCAGACUUCGCCUCUCUAUCUCUGGGCUCAUACUCUGCUCUCAGGGAGAUUGCCUUCACCAGACAGCUGCAGAAACAGUCCCCCAAGCUCUGCUACUAUUACCUGGGAUUCUACAUCCACUCCUGUCCCAAAAUGCGCUACAAGGGGCAGUAUCGGCCUGCAGACCUCCUGUGCCCCGAGACCUUCAGCUGGGUGUCCAUAGAGAGAUGUGUUCCCAAACUGGACCAGAGCCGCUACUCACGCUUCAAACAGGACCCGGAUGCAGGCGACGUGGCCAUGCUUAAGGACGUGGGCCGCGCUAUGGUCCUAUACAAACGCACCGUGAUGCCCUACGCCGUCUACUGCCGCAAGCGGAAAGGCUCCAGCGACGAGGAGGAGGUCAAACAAUUCGCCUCUCUGGUGGGACAGUUCUGUGCAGAGCGCAUCCUGCUCUAUAGAUCCUGA
Molecule: messenger RNA, 1809 nt
Organism: Knipowitschia caucasica
Lineage: Eukaryota; Metazoa; Chordata; Actinopteri; Gobiiformes; Gobiidae
Source: the annotation of a GenBank genome assembly